This is a messenger RNA of Carica papaya (papaya), 2459 nucleotides long. RefSeq names its product putative NOT transcription complex subunit VIP2. The record is from RefSeq and is a predicted model, not a curated record. Lineage: Eukaryota; Viridiplantae; Streptophyta; Magnoliopsida; Brassicales; Caricaceae. Gene Ontology annotation, biological process: regulation of DNA-templated transcription. Gene Ontology annotation, cellular component: CCR4-NOT core complex.
AAAUCAUUUUACUUGCCAUUUCUCUAUGUCCCUUUUUCUCUGUCCUCCUGCACUUUCGAUUUUAGGGUACACAGCCAGAGCUCGCUCAUUUGACUCUUCACCAAAGAUCUCUCUCUUUCUCUCUGUCUAUCGAUAAUCGAAUCUCGCUGAUCUGACUCUCAGGCUAUAAAUUCAAUACUCACUUGGAAGCUUUCUAAAUCGGCAAUUUCGGACCGCAAAGAGACAGAGGGGUUUGUUCCCAGCAAGGAAUGAGUUUUUGCAUGACGUAUUGACGCUUCGUACAAUGUCGGGCUUACUUAAUUCCUCUAUCAAUGGAUCAGCUUCAAAUCUACCAGACAGCACUGGAAGAUCUUUUGCCACUUCUUUCUCUGGUCAGUCUGGUGCAGCCUCCCCAGUUUUCCAUCACACUGGAACCAUUCAGGGGCUUCAUAAUAUUCAUGGUAACUUUAGCGUUCCUAACAUACCAGGCACCCUUACAUCAAGAAACUCUAGUAUAAAUAAUGUUGCCUCUGGUGGGGUUCAACAACCAACUGGAAGCCUUUCUAGUGGAAGAUUUGCCUCGAAUAAUCUACCUGUUGCUCUUUCUCAGCUAUCUCAUGGCAGCUCCCAUGGACAUUCUGGAGUCACAAAUAGAGGAGGUAUGAGUGUUGUAGGAAACCCUGGAUUUGGAAGUAACACAAAUGGAGUUGGCGGUUCUAUUCCUGGGAUUCUCCCAACCUCUGCUGCAAUUGGUAACAGGAAUGCUGUUCCAGGAUUGGGAGUAUCCCCAAUUUUGGGAAAUGCUGGUCCCCGGAUAACAAGUUCUAUGGGAAACAUGGUAAGUGGGGCCAACAUAGGAAGGAGCAUAACCUCUGGUGGAGGGUUAUCUGUGCCUGGGCUUGCUUCUCGUCUAAAUUUAACCGCAAAUAGUGGAUCCGGAAGUUUAGGCGUGCAAGGGCAAAAUCGAUUGAUGAGUGGAGUGCUUCCCCAAGGAUCUCCUCAAGUAAUUUCUAUGUUAGGAAAUUCUUAUCCUACAGCUGGUGGUCCACUUUCUCAAAGCCAUGUUCAGGCAGUGAACAAUCUAAGCUCAAUGGGAAUGCUGAAUGAUGUAAAUUCUAGUGACAAUUCCCCAUUUGAUAUAAAUAAUGACUUCCCUCAGUUGACGAGUCGCCCUAGUUCCGCUGGCGGGCCUCAAGGACAAUUAGGUUCAUUACGAAAACAAGGCCUGGGAGUUAGUCCUAUUGUUCAACAAAACCAAGAGUUCAGCAUGCAAAGUGAAGAUUUUCCUGCUCUACCAGGAUUUAAAGGUGGUAAUGCGGAUUAUGGGAUGGAUUUGCAUCAAAAAGAACCACUUCAUGACAAUGCUAUGUCGAUGAUGCAGUCACAACAUUUCUCUAUGGGAAGGUCUGCUGGGUUGAAUUUUGGAGGAACCUAUUCAUCUCAUCGUCCACAGCAGCAGCAGCAACAUGCUCCAUCAGUCAGUAGUAGUGGUGUCUCUUUUUCACCUGUAAACAAUCAAGAUCUUCUUCAUUUACAUGGCUCAGAUAUCUUUCCAUCUUCACAUUCAACGUACCACUCACAGACCAGCGGACCACCUGGCAUUGGACUGAGACCCCUAAAUUCUCCAAAUACAGUUUCUGGUAUUGGUUAUGACCAACUUAUCCAGCAGUAUCAGCAACACCAGAACCAAUCUCAGUUUCGCUUGCAGCAAAUGUCAGCUGUUAAUCAGUCAUUUAGGGACCCAGGCAUGAAAUCCAUGCAGGCAGCGCAGUCUAAUCCGGAUCCAUUUGGCUUACUUGGCUUAUUAAGCGUCAUAAAAAUGAGUGAUCCUGAUCUGACCUCACUUGCUCUUGGAAUCGAUCUGACAACUCUAGGAUUAAAUUUAAAUUCAACAGACAACCUUCACAAGACUUUUGGUUCCCCAUGGUCAGAUGAACCAGCCAAAGGUGAUCCAGAAUUCAGCGUGCCACAGUGCUAUUAUGCUAAACAGCCACCUGCUUUACAUCAAGGAUACUUUGCCAAGUUCACGGUGGACACACUGUUUUAUAUAUUUUACAGCAUGCCGAAAGAUGAAGCACAAUUAUAUGCUGCAAAUGAACUCUAUAAUAGAGGCUGGUUUUAUCACAAGGAGCACAGGCUAUGGUUCAUUAGGAUUGGGGAACCACUAGUUAAGACGAACACUUAUGAGAGAGGAUCAUAUCACUGUUUUGAUCCAAAUACAUUUGAAAUUAUCCGCAAGGAAAACUUUGUUCUCCAUUAUGAGAUGUUGGAAAAGAGACCAGCGCUACCUCAACAUUAACUAGUUUUUCUAAUUACAGUGUAAAGUUGCAGUCAUGUAAAACAUUCAUUAGAAGAACAGAAGCUAGUUUCCCGGCAUUUUAUUUUCUUUGAAUCCUUAGCAAUUUUUAGCGGUUUUAUUGUUGAUCCUUGCAUUUGCAUCUAUUAGCCAUUUAUUGAUGAUAUAUCGUUUUACAGGGUUC